AUGACUUGCCCUUUGGCAGGUAACCGAUUGUGUGAACUUUGUAGUUUCAUUUUGAAAAGUAAGAUCUGUUCUGUUCAGGUCUACAAGUACGAUGAGAACACCAAGGUUAGGAAAAAGCACAGUCCUCUUCACUGGGCAGCAUUCAAAGGUCAUCUCAAGGUUCUAUGGUUGCUCAUGGCACCUCCUCAGAACCUGUCACACCACGAGCGGGAUGCCAUAGGCAAUACCCCUUUGCAUCAAGCAGCUGCUGGAGGAAACUUGGAGUGUGCAAAAUGCCUUAUGGCUCAGGGGUGUGAUGUCCUGGCGAAGAAUGACAGAGGGCACACUCCAUUUGCCUUGUGCACGGAUCCGGAGGUUCAGCAGCUUCUACAGAACGCGAUGAAUGCAACAGCAUGCAAGGCGUCCGGAAAGCAGUUCUCCUCAACGGUGCUGAGAUACUUGUGCUCAUGGUCGCUCGAUGUGUUUUGCGAGAAAGAAGUCACUCAGACAUUUGUCUAUGAACAUCCAGAGGCCAACGAGAAGGAGAAGCCUGUGACAUGGUGCAAUGAGGUUAGGGCCACCAUUCAAGACUUGGAGCACCAGCUGAACCAUGCAAUGCAUCUCAACCAGCUCGACACAGUAACAGCAGCUUUGGAAGCGGCUGCAGACAGGCCAGUGGACUGCAAACUUGUUCAUCAGUGCAACCAGCUUAAGGAGAAGCUGGAGUCAGAGAUUCAACUUGGAAAGGCGAUGCAGGUUACAACCAUCACGAACUUGGACGAGUUUGACGGUGUCCAUGAUGCCUUGAGCAAGGCGAUAGAUGAUGCAGUGGCCAAGAAGGCAGAUCCCGGUCGUGUCCAAGCCGCCAAAACGCUGCGGCGGAAAUUGCUCGCGGAGGCCUCGCUAAUGCGAACGGUCCUGGGCCAGCAGAAGACCACAGUCGCCCACAUCAGCAUGCUACAGGAGUUGCUGACAGCAGCCAAAAGUGAGAACGCAAAUGAAGAUCUCAUUCUACAAGCUUCGAAGACCAGAGCUCAGCAUGAACUCCAUAGCGCAUUGACAGGUUGCAGCUGUCCUAAACACAGAUUCUCAGAUCCUUGCCUUGUCAUGCACAAUUGCAGCCUUCUUUGGAACUGUGACCUCCACAUUGUACUUAACUUAUAUUCACACCGCUUUGCGGUCGAAGCCGCCCGCACAGAGUAA
Molecule: messenger RNA, 1182 nt
Organism: Durusdinium trenchii
Lineage: Eukaryota; Dinophyceae; Suessiales; Symbiodiniaceae
Source: the annotation of a GenBank genome assembly